Penicillium cataractarum is the source of this 963-nucleotide messenger RNA. Its product is annotated as cytochrome oxidase assembly protein SHY1. The record is from RefSeq and is a predicted model, not a curated record. NCBI's taxonomy places the organism in Eukaryota, Fungi, Ascomycota, Eurotiomycetes, Eurotiales, Aspergillaceae. The transcript has 4 exons. Gene Ontology annotation, biological process: mitochondrial respiratory chain complex IV assembly. Bases 1 to 963 code for a protein of 320 amino acids. Gene Ontology annotation, cellular component: membrane; mitochondrion.
AUGCGGUCGUUAUUUUCAGUCCUUCAAAGGACUGCCCCGACAGCCUGGACACUUCCAGUCCGCGGUGCGCAGAGUAGCGCCCCUGCAUGGAAGGUGGACUCUAUCUGCACCCGAUGUCGUCUACAGCAGAAGCGCCAAUUCUCGAAGUCGCGCCAACUGACCGAGAGUUUGCUGAAUGUCGACCACCCGGCAAAGCUUGUACGAGUCAAUCAGAAACAUGGACCUGGCUUGAUUAUUCUUGCUCUGAUCCCGAUUAUCGCCUUCGGCCUGGGCACCUGGCAAGUUCAACGCUUGGACCGGAAGACAAAGAUGAUUGCCAGGUUUGAAGACCGCCUAAUCAGACCUCCACUUCCGCUGCCGCCGCGGAUUGACCCCGAUGCGAUUGCCGAGUUUGAUUACCGCCGUGUCUACGCUACUGGCCACUACCUUCACGACAAGGAGAUGCUAGUUGGACCUCGCAUGAACGAGGGUGAAGAUGGGUUCCUCGUUGUGACGCCUCUGGAACGUGGUGAUGGUCAAAGUACCGUGCUGGUCAACCGGGGCUGGAUUUCUCGGAAGUUGAUGAACCAGAAGGACCGGCCGGAGGGACUGCCAACGGGAGAAGUUACCGUGGAAGGACUGCUACGAGAGCCGUGGAAGAAGAAUAUGUUUACGCCAGAGAACAAGCCCGAGGAGGGCAAGUUCUAUUUCCCUGAUAUUGAGCAGAUGGCUGAGUUGGCGGGCAGUCAGCCCGUUUGGAUUGAAGAGACUAUGAUACCUGAUCUGCUUGAGACGUACGAUCGCAUCGCCAAGGGACGGCCCCUUGGUCGCGCCGCGGAAGUCAACUUGAGGAACAAUCACGCACAGUACAUUUUCACAUGGUACGGCUUGUCCCUAGCCACAUCCAUCAUGCUGUGGAUGGUGGUGCGCAAGAAGCCCAAUGAUGCCCUGCGUCGGGUGCGCCAGAACCGCAACUGGGCAUAG